AUGGCUGAAGAUGCACUUUCUUUCGCGUUCCAGUACGGGCUACCAUUGUAUUACUAUGGCAGAGUCAUCACGGGAUUUCCUGAUGCCAAACCAAAUGCCACCUACCAUAAGCGGAAGCUCCUGGGCCCGGAAUUCAAAGAGGUUCCUCGCCCAAAUCAAGACACUCUUUAUACCUACAUAUUUUUCGACCUCUCAAGCACCGAUCUGGCUGUAACACUGCCUGACAUGGGCACACGAUUUUGGAAUUUUCCUUUCCAUGACAUGUAUGGCAACAAUUUUGCGAAUAUUGGAAGCCUGACACCGGAGUAUCCACCAGGGAAAUAUCUCCUUCGAUGCACCGACGAAAAUCAUGGCGUUCAGACUGAGGGCGCCAAGGAGGGCUACGCAGGAUAUGUCAAUUGCUCAACACCGUAUGGAUUUCUCCCGACGCGACUUCUGCUCCGAAAUACGACCACAGAUGUCAAGACUGUCCAUUCUUGGCAAGAUGCGAUCAUUCCAGAGCCUGUUGAGCGCUCUGGCCCACCGAUUGCUCCGCCGCUCAACCUCCAGAUGUGGGCAGAGCCUAAGUACAGCGUCUCUUCCACAAAUAGCUUAGUGAAGGCAACCCUGGAACUUACGGCUACUCUUGCGCCAUACAACCUGCCAGCAGUUGCGGAUAGAAAAUGGGUGACAGAAAAGUUGGCUGAGGCUGGUAUAAAGGACGGAAAGUUCGUCCAGCCAUCAGGCACAGAUCUUGACAAUGUGGCCAAGAUAGCAGAUGAAGAAGCUCAGGCUUGGGCCAAAUCUUCGAAUGUCAAUGAAGACAUGGGGAACGACUGGAGCAUGACCGCUCCUUGGAUCACCGGAAACUACGGCUCACACUACACCGGUCGUUAUUUUUUGACCAAGUUCAUAUACCUCCAGCAAACGCCAGACAUUGGUAUCCUGCCCUUCUAUGCCCCUGGAGGCAACAACUAUGGCGUCUACCGCCUCGAGGCAGACGAGGCAUAUCUUUUCAGCUUCCACAGUAAGCCGGCGGUGCGCUCUUCUGGCUACUGGAGUUUGAGCAUAUACGAUGAAGAUCAGUGGUUCAUCCCCAAUGAGCGAAAUCAGUAUGCGCGCGGCGACAGAAGUCCCUUGAGGUAUCCAGAUGGAACACUACUUUCUGAGCGUGAAGAUGGGCCGUUCCAGAUUCUUAUGCAACCCGCUAACAUAACCCCCCCGGACAAAUGGCUCGAUAACUGGCUCCCUGGCCCAAUUGGAGGUGCCAACUGGACCAUGAGCUGUAAGUAUCCCGUGAAUGAUUCGCAUUCGAACAAGACUGAUCUUGCAUCAAUAGUACGAAUGUUUGGCCCCAAGCCAGAGGUCUUCGAGCACAAAUGGAAAUUCCCCAAGAUUGAGAGAAUCCCAGCUCUGCGGAAGUAA
Exophiala aquamarina CBS 119918 is the source of this 1404-nucleotide messenger RNA. RefSeq lists its product as uncharacterized. Bases 1 to 1404 code for a protein of 467 amino acids. The record is from RefSeq and is a predicted model, not a curated record. The transcript has 4 exons. NCBI's taxonomy places the organism in Eukaryota, Fungi, Ascomycota, Eurotiomycetes, Chaetothyriales, Herpotrichiellaceae.